Messenger RNA from Salvia hispanica, 1140 nucleotides. RefSeq names its product purple acid phosphatase 4-like. Gene Ontology annotation, molecular function: acid phosphatase activity. NCBI's taxonomy places the organism in Eukaryota, Viridiplantae, Streptophyta, Magnoliopsida, Lamiales, Lamiaceae. The record is from RefSeq and is a predicted model, not a curated record.
CAAGAAACACUCCAUCACUUGCUAGCUAUCUCUCUCUCACACACAUAUCAAUUAGAUAUGGCUAACAAGAAUGAUGAUCGGUUGAUGAAACUGACAUUGACAAUUCUUGUUGUUAUGUUAGUUGUUGAUAUGAGCAAAGGUGAGUUUCAACGGUUCCAACCCUCAACCAAAGCCGAUGGCACCGUCACUGCUUUGGUCAUUGGAGAUUGGGGGAGAAAAGGCGAAUACAAUCAGUCGCUACUAGCUCGUCAGAUGGGUAUCACUGCAGAAAAGAUAAACAUUGAUUUUAUCAUUUCAACUGGGGACAAUUUUUAUCCUGGUGGAUUAAGAGAUGAAAAUGAUGAAGCCUUUUAUCAAUCAUUUUCUGAUAUCUACACUUCUCCAGCCUUGAACAAGAUGUGGUACACUGUGUUGGGGAAUCAUGACUAUAGAGGUGAUGCCAUGGCUCAAUUGAGUCCCACUCUCAAAGCAAGAGACAAUAGAUGGUUUUGCUUGAAAUCUUUUAUUCUUAAUAUAGAUAUUGUAGAAUUUUUCUUCAUUGACACAACACCAAUGCAAGACAAAUAUUUUACUGAUCCUGAAGAUCAGGUCUAUGACUGGAGAGGAGUCCUUCCUAGAGACAAAUACCUCUCAAAUUUAUUACAGGAUUUGGACGAGGCACUACGAGAGUCGCAUGCAACAUGGAAAAUCGUGGUUGGUCAUCAUACAAUAAAAAGCGCUAGUAUCCAUGGCAACACACAAGAACUUGAACAAAAGGUUCUUCCAAUUCUCGAGGCAAACAAGGUUGAUCUUUACAUAAACGGACACGACCAUUGCUUGCAGCAAAUUUCUAGUUCUAACAGCCCUCUUCAAUUUAUAACAAGUGGGGCAGGAUCGAAGGCGUGGAGGGGUGUGUAUAAUUGGCCCAACCCAAAGGAGAUGGAAUUCUUUUAUGAUGGACAAGGUUUCAUGGGCAUGGAAAUUAAUCAACAUCAAAUUGUUUUAAAUUUCUAUGAUACUUUUGGCAAUGUAUUGCACAAAUGGAGUGCAUCAAAAUCAAUGUUCUCUACCAUUUAGGUUGGUUUGAUAAUAUUUGUAACUUCCCCAUAUCAUGAAUGGUACUCCUUCCGUCCCAUAAAAGAUGGCACACUUUCCUUUUUA